AAAUGACUGACACAUAAAAAGACAAGGAAGUGUUGCACUCAGUACAUUGUGUGCAUAUGAAGCAGCUACACGUCUGUCUUAAUGUAGCUUCUGAAAAAGCUGAAUCAUAAAGGAGCUAGCAGCGUUUAUGUGCUCAUCCUGAAUGAUAUUUGGACUUGCUGUGAGCUGUGAGUGCUAUGGUUGCACAGCCGCAAAAUAAAGGAGAUCCUGAUGUAACAAAAAAGAUGGAGAAGGUGAAAGCACUGAAGCACUUCCCUCCAUAUGGUACCCUUGAUGAAAACACAACAGGGGACACCUGCCCCACAUGCCGUGGCACUGGCCGAAUCCCCAGAGGACAAGAAGACCAGCUCGUUGCUGUCAUACCGUGUAAUGAUGUAAGGCUGAAACCCAGACGCACGAAGCUGUACGUGUGCAUCUCCAUGGGCCUGUGUCUCCUUAUUUGUUGUCUGAUCCUCUUUUUCCUCUUCCCACGGAGUGUCACCCUUACCCCAGUGUCUGUACAAUCAGUCACAGUUUACUUCAUCCCAGAUGAAGUUAAAAUGGACGUCACAAAUCUCAUCAACAUUACCAACAAAAACUACUAUUCAGUUCAGAUUGUCGACUUCAGCAUUCAGGCUGUGGUUGGUCAAACAGUCAUGGGAAAGAACAAGAUCACUAAUAUGACCGCAAUCGAGCCCAGAUCAAUGAAAUCUAAUGUAAUUUCAGUUGGCCUGGAUAUUAAAGAUGAAGGCAUAGCCUCUUACUGCAAGUCAAGCAGCAUCAAGAUUCACACCUUAUUUCUGGAGCUUCAAAUGACAAUGAAUAUUUCCUAUCUCUCGCACACGGAGCAGCUGUCCGUGGAGACCUUUGAGUAUAUUGACUGUGGCACCAAUUCAACAAUUCCACAUCCUGUGAGAAUAUGACUUCAAUGUGCUGAAUCUGCAGUUUAUACACAAUAACUGCUCUCUGUUGUUUUAACACAUACUAAGACAUAAUAAUCACUACAGUGUUAUAAUGUUAAAAUAUUGACGCUUCAAACAUGCAUGCGUGUAAAAUGCACAAAGAAGUUUUAGAGCAUUGUGUGAAAUGAGCACAAUUUGUGAAUUUCAAAGUGUAAAAAUUAUUUUGAAGUCAUACCAAUUUUAAAUUGUCUUUAAAUUUGUGUGUGUGCAUGCGAGCACGCGUGUACUACUGUGUUGACCAUAGAUCUCCUUAUUGUUUGUCAUUUGCACUUUAUUAAACUGUGAAGGUUAAUGUUACAUAUUA
Oreochromis aureus is the source of this 1245-nucleotide messenger RNA. It is a transcript of the gene tmem106a, whose product is annotated as transmembrane protein 106A. The transcript is spliced from 8 exons. The coding region runs from base 177 to 902 and encodes 241 amino acids. The record is from RefSeq and is a predicted model, not a curated record. Lineage: Eukaryota; Metazoa; Chordata; Actinopteri; Cichliformes; Cichlidae.